Molecule: messenger RNA, 2409 nt
Organism: Perca fluviatilis (European perch)
Lineage: Eukaryota; Metazoa; Chordata; Actinopteri; Perciformes; Percidae
Gene: gtpbp2a
Product: GTP binding protein 2a
Exons: 12
Coding region: 216-2045 (609 amino acids)
Biological process (GO): translational elongation
Molecular function (GO): translation elongation factor activity; GTP binding; GTPase activity
Source: RefSeq, a predicted model, not a curated record
CAAAUCGACGUCGGACGGUGCUGUUAUUGUUCGGUUUGAAGAGUUUGGGGUGGUCGGUGCUUUGUUUUUAUUUUGGGGGCUUUAAGCUACCACUAGCAGGCUAAUUCCACUCAAAAUACAUCACCUGCUUGCCUGGGCUGAGGUUUAUUUUAAUAAUAAAGCAUCAUUUUAUCCAGGUAGUGGUAAGCUAACAAGUUAUUUCACCAAAGUAGCUGAUGGAUGCGCGGGUGUCGGAGUUAUUUGGCUCAGGAAAUGGACACUGCUCUGGAUCUCAAGGUGUUGCGUCCAAUGUCAAUCCGGGAAAUGGCUACGGGGUAGUCCCCAAAAAGGCUUGUGUAAAGAACAACAAGAAACCCAAGACUCGAUUCGCUCGAAACUUCAAACCAAGCAAUAACACCCCGUAUCUACCUCCAGAGGCUGAAGAGGGAAAUAUAGAGUACAAGCUAAAGCUGGUGAACCCCACGCAAUACCGCUUUGAGCACCUGGCUACACAAAUGAAAUGGCGACUGCAGGAGGGCAGAGGUGAAGCUGUUUAUCAAAUAGGUGUUGAAGAUAAUGGCAUGCUGGUGGGACUAUCAGAGGAAGAUAUGAGGACGUCACUAAAGACGCUGCACAUGCUGGCAGAGAAAGUUGGAGCCGACAUUGCUGUUCUCAGAGAGAGAGAGGUGGACUACGACUCUGAUGUGCCUCGUAAGAUUGCUGAAGUUCUCAUUCGCAAGGUGCCAGAUGACCAGCAGUUCUUGGACCUGCGAGUAGCUGUACUGGGUAACGUGGACUCGGGCAAGUCCACUAUGUUGGGUGUUUUGACACAGGGUGAGCUGGACAAUGGACGGGGAAGAGCGAGGCUUAACCUCUUCAGACAUCUACAUGAGAUCCAGACUGGACGCACUUCAAGCAUCAGCUUUGAGAUCCUUGGCUUCAAUAGCAAAGGAGAGGUUGUGAAUUACAGCGAGUCUCGGACAGCAGAGGAAAUUUGUGAGAGUGCCUCUAAAAUGAUCACAUUCAUUGAUCUGGCGGGUCACCACAAGUACCUGAAGACCACCAUCUUUGGCCUCACCAGCUACUGUCCGGAUUUCGCUAUGCUGGUCGUCAGCGCAAAUACCGGAAUUGCUGGAACGACACGGGAGCAUCUUGGACUUGCCAUGGCCCUGAAGGUGCCCAUAUUCAUCGUCAUCAGUAAGGUGGACCUCUGUACGCGGGCCACAGUGGAGCGCACUGUGCGGCAGCUGGAGCGUGUCCUGAAGCAGCCGGGCUGUAACAAGGUGCCCAUGGUUGUAAGCAAUACAGACGAUGCUGUCACAGCAGCACAGCAGUUCGCCCAAUCACCCAACAUCACACCCAUCUUCACCGUGUCCAGUGUGUCUGGAGAGAGUCUAGACUUGCUCAAGGUCUUCUUCAACACCAUCCCUCCUCUCAGCAACAGUAAGGAGCAGGAGGAGCUUAUGCAACAGCUAACUGAGUUUCAGGUGGAUGAGAUCUACACAGUGCCAGAGGUGGGGACUGUGGUGGGAGGUACUCUGUACAGUGGUAUUUGCCGUGAGGGAGAUCAUCUUGUAGUAGGGCCCACAGACUCAGGCCAAUUCCACAAGUUGACCAUCGGGAGCAUCCAAAGAAACCGCUCAGCAUGCAGGGUACUCAAGGCCGGUCAGGCUGCCACACUCGCCCUGGGCAACUUCGACCGCUCACUACUACGCAAGGGCAUGGUGAUGGUGAGUCCGGAGAUGGAUCCUACCAUCUGCUGGAUGUUUGAGGCUGAGAUUGUGCUGCUCUUCCAUGCCAAGACUUUUCACAAGGGCUUCCAGGUUACUGUGCACAUUGGCAAUGUGAGACAGACCGCCACUGUGGAAGCUGUAUAUGGCAAGGAGGAGCUGAGGACAGGGGAGAAAGCAGUGGUUCUCUUCAAGUUCAUCAAGCACCCAGAAUACCUAAAGGUGGGAGCUAAAGUUCUCUUCAGAGAGGGCGUGACUAAAGGGAUCGGUCACGUCACCAAAUUGCAGCCCAUUGCCCAGUACCGGCCAUCCCAAAGUGAGGAUGACGAAGCCUAAGUUUCUCAGAAAAAACAACAGAAAGAACCGUCCCACCCAAAAACGAGGUGCUUUAUAUAAACAUCCUCCAGCUUUCUCCAAAGGCCACUCUAACCUGUUCAUUAUCUCUCUUGUUUUAUCACCCUUUUCCAAAGCCUUUGUUUCACCAUCCUCUUAAUUUUUCUCCCUCAUCUUUUUAAAUAACUCCUGAUUUAUAUUAGUCUGCUUUCUGGUGUCGAGGUUAAAAGAGUGUUGCUUUUCACGGCACUGUUAAAGGUCCCAUGACAUGGUGCUCUUUGGAUGCUUUUCUAUAGACCUUAGUGGUCCCCUAAUACUAUAUCUGAAGUCUCUUUCCCAAAAUUCAGCCUUGGUGCAGAAUUACAGC